AUGAAGCCCGGGCAGCGGCGGGCGGCCAGACGCCGCGGCGGUGGGCGCGAUCCCCGCAGCCGCGGUCCGAGGGGGGCUGCGGGGCCGGCCCGGACCGUGCGCCCCGUCGGGGCGGGCAGGGAGGACGGGGGAGGACCGGGACGAGCGGGACCGGGCUGGCCGCCCCCUCCCCUCCCCGCCGCGCCCGCGGGCGGUGCCGCCGCCGGUGCUGCCGCCGCAGGUAGCGGGGCCCGGCGGGGCGGGCGGCCCCCGGGGCGCGGCGGGGGGGCCCCGCUCCCCUCAGGCGCGACGGCGGGAACGCAGACGCGCGGUGCCCGCCGGGCGCGGCGGGGGGGCCCCGCUCCCCUCAGGCGCGACGGCGGGAACGCAGACGCGCGGUGCCCGCCGGGCGCGGCGGGGGGGCCCCGCUUCCUGCCCGGCCCGCGGCCGCCCCCGGCGGGGGAGCGGGGCCGGCGCGGUUCCCCGCCCGGCUCCCCGCCCUUCCUGCCGCGGCCGCGGGACGCGCCGCCCGCGGGCACGGAGCGCGGCGGCGGCGGCGGGCGGAGCGGGGCGCGCCCGCCCCAUGCACCGGAGCCAUGGGGGCGGGCAGCCCCGGGGCCCUGGCCGCCGCGCCCCGGCCGGCGCCCAGGCGGGCAAGGGUGCCCCGCGCUCGCCCGGCGCAUGGAGCCGCAGCCUCCUUCUCCCGCUCUCUCCAUCAAGGUGAUGCCGCCGGAGCCGCUGCCCAAGGGGAGCUCCCGCUGUCUCGAGCCGCACUCCCGAGCCAUGGUAAGUGGGGCCGGGGCUUGCGGGUUCCAGCCGGGACCCGCCGGGCCGGGAAUGCGGGGCCGCGCUGGGCCGGGGCUGCCGGGAGCUGCGGGGACCCGCCGGGAUCCGCUGGGCCGGGGGCUGUGGGGACGCGUCGGAGCGGGGAUUGCGGGGUUCGGCCGGGGCUGUCAGGGGUUUGUGCGGACCCGCCGGGCCGGGGAUACCAAGGACUGCGGGGACCCGGCGGGACGCUGCGCUUCGGUGCUGCGGGGAACGGCGGGGCCCCGGCUGACGGCCCCGCGGCGGCUCUGCCCGCAGUCGCAGCCCGACGGGGAGCCUCUGCCUGGAGCCCUGGAGAAGGAGGACGCCCGCUCAGCGCCCAGCACCCCUUCCACGCCGUCCGUCUGCUCCCCGCCAUCCUCCUCCUCCUCCACGCCGUCGGCGGGCAAAAACGUCUGCUCCAGCUGCGGGCUGGAGAUCCUCGACCGGUACCUGCUGAAGGUGAACAACCUCAUCUGGCACGUCCGGUGCCUGGAGUGCUCCGUGUGCCGCACCUCGCUGCGCCAGCAGCACAGCUGCUACAUCAAGAACAAGGAGAUCUUCUGCAAGAUGGACUACUUCAGCCGGUUCGGUACGAAGUGUGCUCGCUGUGGCAGGCAGAUCUACGCCAGUGACUGGGUGCGGCGGGCGCGGGGCAAUGCCUAUCACCUGGCCUGCUUCGCCUGCUUCUCCUGCAAGAGGCAGCUCUCCACCGGCGAGGAGUUCGGCCUGGUGGAGGAAAAGGUGCUGUGCCGGAUCCACUACGACACCAUGAUAGAGAACCUCAAGCGAGCGGCAGAGAACGGCAACGGGAUCACGCUGGAGGGGGCUGUGCCCUCGGAGCAGGACAGCCAGCCGAAGCCAGCCAAGAGAGCCCGCACCUCCUUCACCGCCGAGCAGCUGCAGGUCAUGCAGGCACAGUUUGCUCAGGACAACAACCCCGACGCACAAACGCUUCAGAAGCUGGCGGACAUGACGGGGCUGAGCCGGAGAGUCAUUCAGGUUUGGUUUCAAAACUGCAGAGCCCGCCAUAAAAAACACACCCCGCAGCACACGGUGCCGCCCUCGGGAGCGCCCCCGUCCCGCAUCCCCUCCUCGCUGUCCGAGGACAUUCACUACUCGCCCUUCAGCAGCCCGGAGCGGGCCCGCAUGGUGACGCUGCACGGAUACAUCGAAAGUCAGGUACAGUGUGGACAAGUGCACUGUAGACUUCCCUACACUGCUCCACCAGUGCACCUCAAAGCAGACAUGGAAGGACCACUAUCUAAUAGGGGUGAGAAGGUCAUCCUCUUUCAGUACUGACUGCUCGGACUCUUCCUCAGCUGCCCAUGGCCCUACCAGCAGCACUGCCCCUCAGCCGCUGACACAGCGCCCAGCCCU
Molecule: messenger RNA, 2163 nt
Organism: Sturnus vulgaris (Common starling)
Lineage: Eukaryota; Metazoa; Chordata; Aves; Passeriformes; Sturnidae
Source: RefSeq, a predicted model, not a curated record